Liolophura sinensis is the source of this 1349-nucleotide messenger RNA. Its product is annotated as phospholipase B1, membrane-associated-like. Gene Ontology annotation, molecular function: retinyl-palmitate esterase activity; phosphatidylcholine lysophospholipase A1 activity; A2-type glycerophospholipase activity. The transcript has 13 exons. The coding region runs from base 65 to 1291 and encodes 408 amino acids. Gene Ontology annotation, cellular component: brush border membrane. The record is from RefSeq and is a predicted model, not a curated record. NCBI's taxonomy places the organism in Eukaryota, Metazoa, Mollusca, Polyplacophora, Chitonida, Chitonidae. Gene Ontology annotation, biological process: phospholipid metabolic process.
GUAGAUAUAAGACUGCGAUAACCUUGUCAGACUUUAGAGCUCUGGUAACUCUCCGGCUGGCGACAUGAAGCUGUUCACGGGGGCUAUUUUACUAAUUUGUCUGGCUUUUGGACAAGCCUGGGUGGACAAGUGGGAGCGUCUGAACGUGACCUUGACCCAGUUAGCGGAGGAGAUGAAACACAACGCUACGCUGAGACAGAUGUGGCUGGACCAUCUCAAACAUUUCGAGGAGAAAGAGACCAGAGCGUUCCCACAUCCGUUCCGCUGCCACCUAGACCUCUUACCGCACGAGACUCCAGAUUCUGUCCAUGAAUUGCGUAUGGAAGACUUCAAAGUCAUCGGAGCUAUGGGCGAUUCUUUAACUGCUGCUAAUGGGGCUAAGGCUCUUACAGUGAUCGGCGUGCUCACCGAAUAUCGCGGCGUGGCUUGGUCAAUUGGCGGUGAUGGCAGCCUUGACAGUGGAUCUGUGACCCUAGCAAAUCUCCUGAGGAAAUACAACCCGAACAUCAGAGGGUACUCCGUGGGAAGCGGCUCAGUCACUAGCUCCGGCUCCCACUUGAACGUGGCCCACCCCGGGGAUACAGCACACGACAUGCCCGCACAGGCUGACUUACUGAUACAAAGGAUUAAGGCGGAUCAUCACAUCAACUUCCAACAGGACUGGAAACUCGUCACCAUGUUCAUCGGCGGCAACGAUCUCUGCGACGUCUGCCACACACCUGACAAACACAGCCCUGCUAAUUACAUAAACAACAUCAAGAUCGCCCUGGACAAACUCCAUGCCGGUCUGCCCAGGACGUUUGUCAACUUGGCCAUGAUCUUUGACAUCACGCCAGUGGCUUCCCUUGGGCACAACAACUUCUUCUGUAAUGUCGUGCACGGCAUGGUGUGCGAUUGUGGCCAAGACAAGCAGCACCACGCUAUCGUGCAGGCGAACCUGGUAGAGUACCAGAGACUCACCCAGGAGCUCAUCGACUCCGGGAGGUACGACAACGGCCGUAACGACUUUACCGUGGUUCUCCAGCCCUUCUACAGAGACACCGUACCCCCUCACAAGGAUAACGGUGGUCACGACCUGAGUUACUUCGCCCCGGACUGUUUUCACUUUAGUACUAAAGGUCACCAAGUAGCGGCAGUCAGUAUCUUCAACAACAUGGUGGAACCCGUGGGACACAAGAACACCAAAUGGCACCUCAACGAGCCAUACCUGUGUCCAGGACAGCAUCAACAUCAUGUGAACGACUUCAUUCCUACGUACAAGAACCACAAGGCCCAUGUUGUCGGCAAAUAAAGAGAUCUACUUUGUCAAAAUAAACUAAGUGUGACCGGAGGUGUUGUUCAAGAGUCCA